Messenger RNA from Klebsormidium nitens, 2552 nucleotides. The record is from the annotation of a GenBank genome assembly. NCBI's taxonomy places the organism in Eukaryota, Viridiplantae, Streptophyta, Klebsormidiophyceae, Klebsormidiales, Klebsormidiaceae.
UCUCAAGAUCAGCAUGCUGCAUAAGGCUAAGCCAGCACUGCAGCAGCAUUCGUGAUCACUGAUGAUGGUGGCGCAAAGCAGUUUCCUCCCGAUGCUUGAAAGCCUAGGCCUGAGACGAAAGUGACGGGUCUCCGGCCAGUCGGGCUUCCAGAGCACCGUCAGGAAUGAUGGGGCGCGUGGGGGCCCGGGGUCUCUUUGGGAUCCUGGGCCGCGUGCAGAAUCUGCGGUGUACUUCUCACCACUCAAAUGCUGGCACAGGGCAGAUAGCUUCAGGGUUGGAGAGAACUGUUGCAAACGCUAGUGGUGAUUUGUCGGGGUUGUUUUGCAGAGAGUUGAGUAGCGGGUCAGUUUCUGGUCGGAGCAUCAGGGUCAGAGGGUUUGCAAGUUUGGCUGCACUGAAAGACGAGAAGGAAGCAUGGCGAUCAGAGAUGGAGAAGAUUCGCAACAUUGGCAUUAGCGCCCACAUCGACUCUGGCAAGACCACGUUGACUGAGCGGAUUCUAUUCUAUACGGGGCGGAUCCAUGAGAUUCAUGAGGUGAGGGGAAAGGACGGGGUGGGGGCCAAGAUGGACAGCAUGGAACUAGAGCGGGAAAAGGGGAUCACGAUCCAGUCUGCCGCAACGCACUGCACGUGGGGCGACAACCAGAUCAACAUCAUCGACACACCAGGUCACGUGGACUUUACGAUCGAGGUGGAGCGCGCUCUGCGCGUGCUGGACGGCGCGGUGCUGGUACUUUGCAGCGUGGGGGGUGUCCAGUCGCAGUCCAUCACCGUGGACCGUCAGAUGAAACGCUACAGCGUGCCACGUGUCGCCUUCAUCAACAAACUAGACCGAGCGGGGGCGGACCCCUGGAGGGUCAUCAACCAGCUCAGAACGAAGCUCCGGCACAACUGCGCGGCGGUCCAAGUGCCCAUUGGCCUCGAAAACGAGCUGGAAGGUCUUGUCGACCUCAUCGACAUGAAGGCCUACUCGUUCGACGGCGCGAGCGGGGAGACGAUCCGGGAGCGGCCCAUUCCGGCCGGAAUGCAGGCGCUGUGCGAGGAGAAGCGGACGGAAUUGAUUGAGAAGCUGGCGGAGGUGGACGAGGACAUGGCGGAAAAGUUCUUGGGGGAGGAGAAGGUUGACGCGCAUAUGCUGCAGGCCGCAAUUCGGCGGGCGACCCUGAGCCUGGAGUUCACGCCCGUCUUCAUGGGCAGCGCGUUCAAGAACAAGGGCGUGCAGCUGUUACUGGACGGUGUCAUCGACUUUCUGCCGGCGCCCACCGAGGUGGAGAACCACGCGCUGGACCAGAACAGGGAGGAAGCCAAGGUUCCGCUGACGAGCUCCCCGAGCGGUCCACUUGUGGGCCUGGCGUUCAAGCUGGAGGAGGGGCGCUUCGGUCAGUUGACGUACAUGCGCAUCUACGAGGGCAGUCUGCGCAAGGGCGAGUUCAUCACCAACUGUGUGACGGGGAAGAAGGUCAAGGUGCCGCGCCUGGUGCGCAUGCAUUCUGACGACAUGGAGGACGUCAGCGAGGCGCGGGGGGGGGACAUCGUGGCCAUGUUUGGGGUGGACUGCGCGAGCGGGGACACGUUUACCGACGGUUCUGUGAAAUACACGAUGACGUCAAUGAACGUCCCGGACCCGGUCAUGUCGCUGGCAAUCACGCCGACCAAUCGGGAAGGAUCUACGAAUUUUUCGCGCGCGCUGAAUUGGUUCCAGAAGGAGGACCUGAGCAAGAGUUUUUCGCGCGCGCUGAACCGGUUCCAGAAGGAGGACCCGACGUUCCGCGUGAGCCUGGACCCCGACAGCGGGCAGACCAUCAUCAGCGGCAUGGGCGAGCUGCACCUCGACAUCUACGUCGAGCGGCUCAAGCGCGAGUACAAGGUGGAAGCGACGGUUGGCAAGCCGCAGGUGAAUUUCCGGGAAUCAGUGACGCGACGAGCCGAGUUUGACUACUUACACAAAAAGCAGUCGGGCGGGCAGGGCCAGUUCGGGCGGGUUAUUGGAUAUUUGGAGCCGCUUCCGCGAGACCACCCCAAGAAAGUCGAGUUUGUGAACGAAAUCAUCGGGCAGGUGCUGACGCCAUCCUGGGUGGCGGCUUGCGAGAAAGGGUUCCUGGAGGCGGCCAACUCCGGCACGCUGAUCGGGCAUCCGGUGGAGUAUGUGCGGAUCUGCUUGACGGACGCGGCGUCACAUGCGGUGGACUCCAGCGAGCUGGCGUUCAAGCUGGCGUCAGUGUACGCGUUCCGGCAAUGUUACUCGAAAGCAUCGCCCAUCAUUUUGGAGCCGUUGAUGAACGUGGAGAUCAAGGCGCCCCAGGAGUUCCAGGGCGCCGUGGUCAGCGGUGUGAAUAGGCGGAAGGGCCUCAUCGUCGGCAGCGAAACGGAGGGCGACGAUGUCGUCAUCAAUGCGCACGUUCCGUUGAACAACAUGUUUGGCUAUUCGACCGACCUCCGGUCGACCACACAAGGCAAGGGCGAGUUUACGAUGGAGUACAUGGACCACCAACCGGUAACGAGGGACGUUCAAGAGCAGCUUGUGAAGGCGCACUCUCAAGCAAGCGAGUGA